Clunio marinus is the source of this 2727-nucleotide messenger RNA. NCBI's taxonomy places the organism in Eukaryota, Metazoa, Arthropoda, Insecta, Diptera, Chironomidae. The record is from the annotation of a GenBank genome assembly.
AUGCAACAAAAAACAACAUCAUUUAAAAAUAUAAUUGAAUCCAUGGCUUUCACACAAGAACUCAAAUUUUCUGAUUUAACGAAAUUGCUAGAAGCUGUUUCAAACACAAAAGCUGUCAAAAAACGUGAUUCUUAUAUGAAAGAGUAUUUUGACAAGAUCCUCAAGUUUAAGGCAGAUUAUGUGAAGAAAAAUCCACAAGCAGACUCGUCAUUAUUUCCUGUCAUUCGUUUGAUUUUAUCCCAAGAAGAAAAAGAACGAAGUUAUGGAUUGCAAGAAAAAUCACUGCGACAACUUUACAUUAAAGCAUUAAAUUUGCAUAAGACAAGUGCAGAUGCAAUUAAAAUCACUAAUUGUUCCGAUGAUAGACUUCCGAAUAUCGUAAAUGAUAUCAUGAAAAUGCGAACUUCCGAUGGAACAUUAUCGAUUCAUGAAGUCGACAGAACUUUAUCUUUAUUUAGUGACAAUCAAAAAUUAUCUUUCCAAGAAAAUGAACUUCGUCGACUAAUUCUGCAAUCAAAUGCAAUAGAUCAGAAAUGGCUUUGCAAAAUGAUCCUCAAAAAGAUGAAUCUUCAAUUGGGAACGACAAAAGUCUUGAAAUUCUUUCAUCCCAAAGGUCAUGAAUUAUUUCUCAAAUAUAAUCAUUUGUCAAGAGUCGUUGAGCUCAUUGAAAGUGGCAAAUCGGAAGAAGCAAUGAUUGAUGUUACAGAAGUAUUCAGACCAAUACGAUCAAUGCUUUGUCAAAGAUUUACAUCAUCAUUGAAUAAAGAUUUCCUUCGAAAAGAAAUUUAUCAGGAGACAAAAAUGGAUGGAGAAAGAUUUCAGUUGCAUAUGAAGAAUGGUGAAUAUCGCUAUUACUCAAGAAAUUCUCAUGAAUUUAGCGAAGGUUUCAAUACGUUUUUAACACCUUUGAUUAAAUUUUCUACAGUCGUUCAUUCGAUUAUUCUUGACGGCGAAAUGCUUGUUUAUGAUACACAACAAAGUCGUUACUUCACCAAAGGAGAAACACCAGUCGAUGUCAAAAAUAUAAAAGACAAAAGUUCAAAGUUUCGACCAUGUUUCUGUGCUUUUGAUAUUCUGCUUUACAAUGAUAAAAGUUACAUGAAUCGGCCUUACACUGAGAGAUGCCAACUUCUUCAACAACUGUUCGAAGAUCGUAUUGGUGUGAUGGUGAAAACAAAACCAAUUAGAAUUCGUGAUGUCGAUCAUAUGUUGGAUCUUUUCAAUGCUGCAGUUGAAGAACAAGAGGAAGGAAUUGUACUUAAAGAUGCACAAUCAAUUUAUAAGCCUGGCGAUAGACAAGGUGGUUGGUAUAAAGUGAAAGCUGAUUAUUUUGAUGGAGAUGUUGUGAAGGAAUUUGAUUGCGUUAUUAUAGGAGGAUUUUAUGAGAAUCUAAAUUCAAGAAAUUUCAUUCAUAAAUAUUUAGUUGGUGCUGUUGAGAAAAUUGACGAAGAUUGCAUGAAUGUUUUUGCUGUUGGUGAAGUGAGUCAAGGAGUGACAGCUCAAGAACGAAUAAAAAUCAACGAGAGUCUCAAACCACAUCUUGUUGAGCAUCUUGGAGAGAGCGAAGUUUCCUUUAAUCGCGGAAAAAUAUUCUUUGGAAAGAAGAAACCUCAUUGUUGGAUUCCACCAGACAAAUCAAUUGUUCUUGAAUGUAAAGCAUCUGAAUUAGUUAGAACAUCAGAACAAUACACAAGUUACACAUUUCGCUUUCCAAGAAUCACAAAUAUUCGCCGUGAUAAAUUGUGGGAAGAGUCGGAUACUUUGAAACAAUUUCAAGAAAUGUGUCAAGAAAAUGACGGGAGAGUGAAAAAAAUUGUGAUGAGAAAUGUUAAUAAAGAUGAUCUCAUUGCAGCACCACAAAAGAAGAGACGAACCCUUCGAUCAAACAGAGAAAUCAUCGAAGGCUUUUGUCGGAAUUCUGAAGACGAUGAGAUGGAAGUUAUUGAUAAUGUUUUCGAUGGAAAAGAGUUCUGUGUAAUGACAACGACUCCAAAGUUACCUUCACUUAAACAAAUGAAGAAAAUAAUUAAACAACAUGGUGGAAAUAUAACAGAAUUCCCGAGAAAAGGGAAAACAUUUGCAAUCAUUGCUGGUUCUUUAACAAGGAAUGUAAAUGCUUACAUGAAGGACAAAUGUUACAAUGUCAUUGACGCGAAGUGGUUGGUGAAUAAUUUCGGUGAAAAAGGAGAAAAGACUCUUAAAGAUAUGCCAAGCAUUCGUCCAUUGCUUGAUUUACAUUUUGCAACUGAUGAAAUGAAAGAAUCAUUGAGAAAUAUUUAUGAUGAUUACGGUGACAGUUACAAUGAAGAAAUCAAAACUGUAGAUGAGUUGAAACUUCUUUUAGAAUCAAUGAAAAGCGAGAAUAUUGAGAAUGAUUUAUCUGAGAUGAACUUCAAAGAUCUUGAUAAAGAAUUUGAAAGUUUUGGCCUGAAAAAUAAUUUCUUUCGAAAUAUGUCAGCGGGAUUCUUUGCAUCGGACAAUGACAAUGUUCUAUUUCAUUCAGCAAAAUCUAUUUUUAAAUUUAGAGGUGGAAAUAUAAGCAGUUUUGAUACAGAAAAUGAAUUGAAAAUAAUUUUCAUUGACAAAGAUGAAGGAAUUAAAAAAAUUAAAGAGAACAUUUCCAAGCAUUUGUCACAUGGAACAGUUCUUGUUGAUUAUCGGUGGAUCCUUAAUUCAAAUGAUGUUGGGAAGCUUUUAGAUAAAUAUAGAAAUAAAAUUAACGGAUGA